CAAUGUAAAGGUCAUAUAUACUGUCGCGCCAUUUCUGAAUAUGACCUGGAAGUACAUCGGUACAGGCGCGACGUAAUUUCCCCUUCACGAAUCUACGCAAACUAGUCGUUUUGAUUCAAUUAACGACCUCCCAUCCUUUCCAGAAUGGCACCAACUGACAACAUCGCCACUCUCUCUGAUCGAGAGCUGAGUGAGAAGCUUCGGCAGUAUGGUGUGAAUGUUGGCCCUAUCGUCAAAUCUACACGAGGCCUGUAUGAAAAGAAGCUUCGUAAGUUUGUGCUGGGCCAAGUGAGUAAGCCAAAAUACGAGGAGGUUCCUGAUGAUGACGAAGAUGACGAAGAUGAUGAAGAAGAAGAAGAAGAAGAAGAGAAGUAUCAAGAAAAACCAGCCCCAGUGAGCAGACCAACAAGGAAUGAACCACGACGGAGAGUGCCACCGAUGCCAGCCACGCCGCCACGGGGGAAACCUGUACAGUUGGAGGAGCGCGUGACCACCACCACGUCACGUCAAACUCGCACUGCACCACCACCCACGACAAAACCAAAGUCCAAGGGGUUCCCAGUAUGGAUAAUUCUAUUGGUCAUCUUGAUUCUUGUUGGCCUUGGAUACCUAAUUCUGCAAAACAUGGAAUCGGCCGGAGAAAGUAAUAUCCCAAGAGAGAUAGAGUCGGAAACUGUGUAGUCUGCUUGAGACAUCCGUCUUGGCUCAGCAAGCACAUUUGCUGUUAUGACAACAGCUAACAACUUCCUUCUCACGCCAGGUCAAUGUUGUGACCUCUGACCUCACACCUGUGGUCCACAGCUGUAUAUAUACAAGUGUCACAUUGGUUAAAAAUGUUACAAUGUCAUAAAUUGAAUUUAUGUCCGAAGAAAAAGGGUUUCAUGAUAAAUGUGUAUGUAAAUCGGAUGUUAGCCCUAUUACCAAGGCUGUUAUGAAUAUGGUGUACAUUAAAUAACAAACAAAUGUCAUGGCAGUUAGCUUUGAUUCAUAUUGGGUUGGUCAUUUGUUGGUAAGGUAAAUUAAGUUCUCGGUUAUGAUAAUUAAUAUGUACAGACGAAAAAUCAUGACAUGUGUUGCCAUAUUCACAAGUUCAAACUGAUAGUGUUUGUUGCACAUUUUCUGACAUGAAUCGGGGGCACGGGUGGCCCUGUCGUCUAAGGCGCCGUGAUUCGCUGUGCAGAGUUGCGUCCCUUGGGCAUGCCAGAAACCUAUGAUUGUGGGUUCGAAUCCCAAUUCGCCCCAAUUAUGUUUCUAGUGCUCGUGGGUUUCACCGAAGUGGUAAACGUCUCAGACCUGCAUCACUUUGGGCUUUCCUCCCACAUUAAGCCGACACGCUGUGAUAUAACUGGAAUACUGUUAAAAGCGGCGUUAAAAACCCAACUCACUCACUCUGACAUGAAUCUCUGAACCACUGCUUUUUGUGCACACAGCUCUACAGUGCUAUGUUAUGUUGCUUCAACAGUAAUUGAAUGCACUGGGCUUUGGAUGGGUUAGGAAUGAAUCAUAAUGUUCAAUUGAGUGGUGUCAAGAUUCACUGUUGUAUCGAUGCUUUGAGAAUAUACACCAGCGUUCGAAAUACCUGCCUGCUUGCCCGACCGUCCGAGACGGGUUGAUUUCAACUCGGGCUGCCAGAUUUUCAAAUCCCCCUGCCCGACGGUCUGGUUAUAUUUCAUAGGUGAAAAUAUUCUAAAUAUUUCCCGAUGAUAAGCAUUAAUUCACAUGUAAAGAUGAAUGAUAAAAUGUAACCAAAAAGAAACUCUGUUAGCUUUAAGACAACCUAACAUUUAGCGAUGCGCUUAUGCUACAAGCAAUCAGUUUUCAUAUUUUUAAUUCAAUUAUCCUGAGAAACAUAUGAUUAUAGUGGGCAGGCAGGUUUUGGUCAGGGCUGGCAAGUAUUUCAGCUAGCCAGUCCUGAGGUCUGGCUGAAAUUUUUGGCAGUUUCAUACCCUGUAUACACAUGGUGAUAAUAUACACGAUGAGGCUACCCAAUUAUUGAUUCAUUUUAUGAUUCUCUGUCGAUUUAAUAAAACAUUUGUUGCAGUAACGUGGCUACAUGGGCUAGCAUUAUGUUACCAUGACAACAGAACAUACUUCUAACUCUGAUUGUAUAACAGUAAUACAACAAGCCUGAAUUUACCCAUGAGAGUUAAAGUCUAAUUGGUCGAUAGAAACAGCCUCUCAUUGCUUGGCCAUUCAAAAUGGAUUUAGUUUGCUUGUCAGGGUUUGUUAUUUGACUUCAUGCUAUUUAGCCCCAUGUUUGCAGCAAAUGUCAGUAGAUAUUCCCAGACUAAAGCACGCAAGUUGACACACACACUGUCAUUGUUGUGAGACGUUAAAUCGUCUUUUCUUACCCCCAAGGUCAUGUCCACAGUCACAAAAUUACAUAACAAUGAAGAAAAUAUUUUGAUUGAAGUAUGAAAUAUUACGAAAAGUGAGUUUUUAGUCAGAUCAAUGAUUAUUAUUCGAUAAUAGCCCAUUUCUGGUGUCCCCCGCCAUGAUAUUGCUGGAAUAUUGCUAAAAGUGGUGUAAAACCAUACUCACUCACUCACUAUUCGAUAAUAACCAAGUUUUGUCUCGUGAUUUUGUGUUUAAUGGAAAGUACUGGUGUAAAACAAGGUGCCAAAAUGAUGGUUGACUGUAGGUGGCUAUCAUUAAACAUCAGCUCUGAAUCAAGUACUGGGUUGGUUGGUUGGUUGGUUGUCACUGUAUUUCAACAUCAGUGAGCUUAGAUCCAUGCCCCUGUUUUCUAACCACUAGUCAGCAGGUACUGGAAAAUACUGUGUCUUUAACAUGUUGAAAGGCUGAUUCUAUUUUCAUCAAUAUUUCUUGACUACUUUCCAAACAUCCAACAUGUCCAUGGUGUUAGUGUUUUGUUUGCUUGUUACUCUUUAUGAUAUUACUGAUCCCUGUCGAUGGAGAUGAGAUUGCGUGUAGUCGUCCUAUGCAUGUAUGUUAAUAAUGAUUAGCAUCCCAAGUGUCCUUUUGCUAGUUGUGGUGUAUUUAUUUGCUUAAAAUGUCAUCUAGAUGAAUAUAUAUAUCACCAUGGUAACUGGUUUAUGCUCUGAACGUGAUCUGUAAAGAUACUAAUUUUUUUUGCAAUUUUUAACUUGUAUUUUUAGCUUCUGCUUCCCAAUAUUUAUAAACAUUGAUCAUUUGGAUGUUAUUCAGAAAGGACAGUGUUGUGAAAAGUAUUGUUUUGUCUUCAGAAAAGGGUACAUGUUAAUGCUCCUAGGCAGAAAUGUUAGCCUCAACUGAAAUCACAGUCUACAUGUUAUGUUAAUGUUGAACAGCUAUAAGCUAUCAGGCUGUUCCCUCACCGAGGAUGAAUAUCAAUGCUCACCUGUAGGCACAAGGCUAUUUGAAAUUAUCAUUCUACUAUCACGAAGGGCCUAUAAUUUUUUUGACAUGUUAUAAAUUAUCUAUCGUUACGAUGCCCCCAUGUCAAAUCGCUCAGCUGGACAUUUGGCACAACCUUUUCGAGGUUUUAAAGAUUGAAAUUUGAAAGUCUUCUUUCUCACUAGCCCUGUGGGCUUGUAAAGUUUUUGAGUUACUUUCCAUUUAUUCGCACGGCAGUGUUUGUUGAUAGUUUUAUUAUGAAUAUGCCACUUUCUAGUGGUGAAUUUAGCAAUAAAAUCACUUUGCUUACAGAAA
This is a messenger RNA of Haliotis rufescens (red abalone), 3651 nucleotides long. RefSeq names its product emerin homolog 1-like. The transcript is spliced from 6 exons. Lineage: Eukaryota; Metazoa; Mollusca; Gastropoda; Lepetellida; Haliotidae. The record is from RefSeq and is a predicted model, not a curated record. The coding region runs from base 145 to 681 and encodes 178 amino acids.